This is a messenger RNA of Parnassius apollo (apollo), 999 nucleotides long. The record is from the annotation of a GenBank genome assembly. NCBI's taxonomy places the organism in Eukaryota, Metazoa, Arthropoda, Insecta, Lepidoptera, Papilionidae.
AUGACAAGUUGCGCGAUCAAAAUCUGCAGAAAUUACAAAGGACGUUUACAAACAAAUAACAAAAUCUCCUACCAUCGGAUACCUAUCGAUCCUAUAAUUAGAAGUCGAUGGGUGGACAUAAUAAGAAAAAGCCGUGGAGAAGAGUUCUGGAAACCAUCCAAAACCACAGUGAUAUGUUCUGAACAUUUCCGUGAAAAAGACUUGUAUUUUACAAAUAAUCAAGGCCGGCGAAGAUUGAAAAAGGAAGCGGUACCGAAAAAAGCAUUAUUCUUAUCAUCAGUGAAAUCCGACGAAAGUGAUAUCACUGAUGAAGACGUUGAAAUGACGAUGGAAUAUAACACUGAAAAACAAAAGCCCAUGAAUUUGAAUACUCCCGCAUCAAAUGAAGAGCCUAAAACUUCCUCCUCUAUAGCAUGCACCAAUGUAGUGUGCACAGAUACUUCGUCUCCUUCUAUCAGUCGCGUAGCUCAUAAAGUUUUGGCUAAUAAAACAGCGAAAUCUGAAAAUGAUAUUGAAAUAAAUGAAGAGUUUUCAGAUAUAGAUUCUAUUUGUGACACUCCUAAAAAAGCAAAGUUGAGAAGAGAAUUACGCAGAAAAAUUCGUAUCCAAAAGAAACAUUCUCUAAAAAUGCAAUCGCUUAGAAGAAAAAAUCUACGACUUAAGAAGAAACUUGCAACUUUCAAAGAUAUUCUUAUUACGUUAAAAAAAUUGAUUCAUGAAAAAGUAAAUUUAAUGGGAGCAACAGAAUGGGGGAAGCUAUGCACGAAGGUAAAAGAAAUAGAGGCUGAUUACUGUAAAAGCGAUCAUGUGGUGGACAUGAUGACAGAAACAUUUGCUAUCCACAUAGGGGAUCAUGAUUCCGACUCAGAUGAGGAUGGAAGCUCGAGUGACGACAGCGACGACGAUGAAAUGGCCACUUCUAGCACCAACACCGCGUCCUCAUCUGGUUUUCACGUCACGCAUGAUGACUUAAUGGAAGGAGUUUCAACAUUACUUUAA